Molecule: messenger RNA, 3533 nt
Organism: Chrysoperla carnea
Lineage: Eukaryota; Metazoa; Arthropoda; Insecta; Neuroptera; Chrysopidae
Product: phosphatidylinositol 4,5-bisphosphate 5-phosphatase A-like
Exons: 8
Coding region: 111-1526 (471 amino acids)
Biological process (GO): phosphatidylinositol dephosphorylation
Cellular component (GO): cytoplasm; ruffle; plasma membrane
Molecular function (GO): phosphatidylinositol-4,5-bisphosphate 5-phosphatase activity
Source: RefSeq, a predicted model, not a curated record
AUGUGUUAACAAAUUUAUUUAAUCGAUAUGUGUUUAUUAAUUAAUAAAACUAAUGAUAUGUUAAACCCACUUACGAUAAGUAAUUGGUUCAAAGGUUUUAACAAUUAACUAUGCUUAAUAAAAAAAUUAACCUUGAUUUCUACUUUAAAAUAAUUUGCAUUUUAAAUCUUGUAAAUUUUGUUUUCACAAUGGAACAUUUAAGAUUCUAUUUUGUAACAUAUAAUGUGGCAACUAAACAUCCAGAACAAGAUUUACGUCCCAUGUUUAAUCUUUCUACGCAUCCUAAAAAUGAUUCAGAUUUACCUGACUUUUAUAUUGUAGCUUUACAAGAAGUAAAAGCACAACCCACAAGUUUAUUAUUGGAUGCCAUCUUUGAUGAUCACUGGACAAACGGUAUUCGUUCAAUUUUAACAAGUCGUGAUUAUGUUAAAGCAAAAUCAAUUCGAUUACAAGGUAUCACACUAACAUUAUUUACUCUUCGAAAACAUUUGCUACAUCUCAGGGAUAUCGAAACGACUUAUACAAGAACUGGUUUAAAUGGAAUAUGGGGUAACAAGGGUGCAGUUAGCAUUCGAUUAAAUAUAUACGGAUGUUCUAUCUGCAUUGUAAACUCGCAUUUAGCAGCACAUGAUCAUCUCCUACAAGAUCGCAUCGACGAUUACAAUUCUAUUGUCAAACAACAAGAGUACCAUAUUAGGGAAACAAGUACUAUUUUUUUCCAUGACUACGUAUUUUGGUUGGGUGAUCUAAACUUUCGUUUAUCUAAUGACGGUACGCUAUCAGCACAAGAAAUUGAAUUACUCAUAAAAAAAGGACAAUAUAAACAGUUGUUAGAAAAGGAUCAAUUGAAGUUAGUUAUGGAAUCUGGUGAUGCAUUUAGUGAAUUAAGUGAAAACUUACCAAAUUUUCCUCCAACAUUCAAAUUUGAAACGGGAACAUCAACAUACGAUCUAAAACGGAGGCCCUCGUGGUGUGAUCGUAUUUUGUAUCGUGUAAAUAAAGAUAAUUAUGAAAAUGUUACAUUAUUUUUAGAACAACUAUCGUAUAAGAGUCAUGACCAGUAUGUAAUAAGUGAUCAUAAACCUGUAACCAGUGAAUUUAAAGUGAAGGUGUUUAAAGAUUACAUUGAAAGAUUGGUUGAAUUUUUACCAAUUCCCAUAUGGUAUUUGGAUGAAGUGAAUUCUGCAACUGUUAAAUUGGGUCUCGAUGUUGAAGCUACUUCAAGUGAUUGGAUUGGUAUAUUCAAAGAUGGUUUUAGCAGUCUAGAUGAUUAUCUAGGAUAUGUAUACGUUUUAAAAGGUUCCAGUCCAGUGGCACCGCCUCGACGAGCGCAUAAUUCGCAAAUUCGGACUACGUAUUCCGUUCAAUUUCCGGAAUCAAUUGUCCGAUCAGCUGGAAUGUAUCGAUUAGUAUAUUUCAGUCAAACACCCCAUAAUGUGGUCAGUGUGUUAGGUAUGAGUGAAGCAUUCCAUAUUCAACAAAGAGAAGGUUCUGAUCGUAACCAUGAACGAACUGGCACCUAUUAAUUGUGUUUUUUUCGUAUUUAUUUUUAUGACUUACCAACACUAUGUUAAAUGGUGAAAGGUAAAAUAAAUAGUUUAUAUUAUACCAAUUAUUAAGAGUCGAGCCAAACAGAAAUUGUGUCUGAAUUUAAUACUUUUAAGGCGGUUGGGAUAAUCAAUUUUAUAAAUACAAAAAAAAAAUUUAUCUUUAACACCAAUAAUUUUUCGAAUGUACCAACAAAACUUAACAUAAAAAAAAAUUUUUUUUGGUCAAUAUGUCAAAGAUUACGCGGAUCAUGAAAAUUUAACUAGCGGUGUCCUAUUUUCUUGUACUAUUAAUUAUUACUUAUUACCUAUAAUUUUAAAAAAUCGAUAUAUGAAUUCGAUGAUUUAAGAAGAGUUAAGACAAAAAUUAGGAAAACUCCAUGGUUGUGAAUUUAUUUGGCGUAUAUCUUUUUACAUUUUCCCUUUUCUCCGCUUUCUAUCAGCUCUCUAUAACUAUUUUCUACUUUCAAUUGGGCGUAAAAUUAAAAUUCGUGAUUGAAAGUGAUACUUUGGUUGGCUAUUUUUAAAGUUUUCUUCAAAAAUUAUAUUAUUUACUUAUAUUUAAAGUAAGAAUCUUAUACAUAGGACAUAUUAUACGCCCGGCUCUCGAAAUGGCAAGCCAGAAUGUACCUGGAUUAAAUAGUUAAUUACAAUCGUUAAAUCAUAGGAAGGAUCUAUUUUGGUUUUUUUUUGUGCGUUCUAAAUAUUCUGUUUUUUCCAAAAUUUCCUUUGAAAUAAUUGUAUUUUUUAUAAUAAAGAUUAUAAAAUUAAAAUUAUUGGAUUUUAAUACUAGGAAAGGCUCUAUCUAGCUAUAGAAAAAAGAACUCCAUUUUGCAACGCCAAAAAAUACAUAAUAUUUAAUAGAAAUGUUGUUUACAAUCUUGUAAACCAUACGCAAAAGAAUAUAUAUAUUAAUUAAAGACAUGAAACGUCCUAUUCCGAGCUAUAAGCGUCCGUGGCUGAAUUUAAGGCGCUUAUCUGGACGAGUUUUAGUCAUCGGCCGUUGCGUACUGCACAUCAGCUCUCUAAGUGGUUGAAAACGAAAGACAGCCUGACGCGCAGUACAAAGUACGCAACAACCGAAAGGACUAGAUCUCGUCCAAAUAGACGCCUUUUUCCUGUUACUUUCUCCACUCCAGUUUUACGUCCUUAUUAUAUAUGUUCUUUCAUACACACACACACCAUACAUAUAUAAAAGAGUUACAGCACAUUAAAAUGUAUAAUAAAGUAGGUACCUUUUGCCUUUUAAUUCAUUGAAAAAAUUAGCUGAGUUAUUUAAAUUUUUCUACUUGUGGCGCUGGCAUCUUAGCGUUAAAAUAUAAUAGAUAGUUUUUAUCCAUCAGAAAAAUGCGAUUGUCGGAGUAGCUCCCAAAAAUAUCUUUUUAUUUGGUUUAAUCGGAAUGGUGUGUGUGAUUGAUGAAAACUGUUCAGUCAUUUAAGGAUUAACAGGUUUUUUCUAGUUAAUGUACGAGCUUCCAUCAUAUGAGAGCGGAAGUGCAGGUUAAUGUAUUAAACAUAUCUAUUUGGAAUAAAAUUAAUUAAACCCUGCGCUUCUGCCAAAUUAUAUUACUAAUUAUAUUCAAUCUUUUUACAUUCAUUUAUGACAACGUAGCACAUUUAAUUCAAAAUUUUUCUUCAGAAAUUUAAAAAAAAAAAAUUGUCUUUGUUAGCUGUUUUAUGCCGGAAGUUUUUUAUAUUUUACACAUUUUACUUGUUUUAGAAUUUGUAGAUUUGUUCAAUUGAUCAAACAUUAAAUUUAGACGCAACUUUUUGUGAUUCUAGACUUGUUUUAAUUGGACAACAUUUAUACGCAAGCUUGGCUAACGGAUUAGGUUGAAUCAAUUGCACUUAGAUAAUAAUUUUAGUUGAAAAGCUAAUAAACAAAAUAGUAUUAUUAAAACCAGUGAAUUUUUGGGAAAUAAGUUCAAAUAAUGUAAAUAACAUUUAUGUCAAAUUAUAUGGUUGUAAAAUAAAUUUUUAAUAAAC